AUGUCAUUCUUUGGCACGCGACUCUCAUCGGCAGUCACUCAGCUGCGCGGUGAGCUCAGCGCUGCCCCGCAAACCGCCAAUGACACGAUCACCAAGCUUGUUGAGAAGAUCCAAACGUCGCCGCAGGUCGAUGACCGACGAACGGCUGUCCUGGGUCUCAAGGGCCUCAGUCGAGACUGGAAGGCUGACGUCGGAACUGCGGCCAUGCCGUCACUGAUUGCUGUUCUCCGACAUGACGCCCCCCACGACGUUGACAUCGCCAAGGCCGUACUCGAGACUCUCAUGCAGCUGUGCGAGACGCAAGAGAAGCCGGCGAAAGACGACGUCGGGCUGAAGCACAUCGACCAGCUCCUCGAGCUCCUGACGGCCCGCCCAGCGCAUGCCCAGUCGUAUGUCCUGUCUGCACCCCCACCGGGAGUCGAUGGUGUUCUCACGGUGCUGGACCCGAGUGCGAGUGUCGGUACGGGCACGAUGGGAGGCGGUGCGGGUGAGAUGCUUCGCAAUGAGGGCCUGCUCCUCCUCCCGGCGCUGUUGCAGGGUAACUCGGACCUCCAGAAGAUCGUUGCAUUCUCGGGAGCGUUCGAGAAGACGCUCGACAUCAUUCACUCGGAGAACGGCAUCGAGGGUGGCAUCGUCGUCCAGGACGCGCUCACCGUAAUCGGCACGCUGUUGCGCUUCAACGUCUCGAACCAGAACCUGUUCCGCGAGCUCAGCCUCAUCCCGCAGAUCCCGCCGAUGCUGCAUUUCCCGUCACCGAUCGGACCCGACGAGCAGGCUCCUGACGCCUUUGCACUCCAGGACUGGCCGGAACAGAAAAUGUACAAUGCCGGCCUGGUGCUCGGUCUCGUCCGCAUGCUCGUCGGCGGCCCCGGUGGAGGCAACCAGACCGCGAUGGCUAAGGACGGCGUCACGCGCUGCCUGCUCGAGCUUGCGCUUGCUUCCAACGCCCCCAACAGCCUGAAGUGUCUCGCCCUCAAUACUCUGACGCCUAUCAUGCUCGGGUCGUUGGCGAACCAGCAGCUCAUGUCGUCGCUCAAGGUCGCGCCCCUGGUGCCCGUGCACGCUGACGACGAGCACCCGAACGGAGGAUUUGUGCGGCUUCCGCUGCAGUCGACAGUUGAGGCCCUGGUCUCGUCCGUUGUCGAGGGUGACCCGUCAGCAGGCGGUAAGGCGCUCCGCAGCCGGGCAGCCGGAGUUAACAUGUUCGAGGUGAGUUUCAGAGUUCUGGGCUCUACUAACUCUCAGGCGUACGUCAGUGGAAACGAUGAUGCGCGGAUAGGAAUUCUGGAGUCUAUGUCUGCUCCCGGAGCAGAGGGCGGAGAGACACGGACGGCUGGCUCGAUGAUCCUGAACGGACUUCUCGACCUUCCCUCAGCCGAGACGCAGUUCGACCCGUACCGACCGCUGUUCUCGUGUCUGUUCCUCUCCCACCUUAUCCGCGACAGUGAGCACGCGAAGAAGCUCGCUCGCGAGAUUUCCCUGGGUGGUGACGACGAGGACGACAAGGUAUCUCUGAUCCAGCUGGUUGUGGGCAACUUCAUGAUGGCUUCUCGCGCGCAGGCGGAGGCGACGAGCCGGGCAAUCAAGGACGGCGCCUCCGGACACGAGGAGGAGGACUGGACGCGCAUCAUGGUGGGCUAUCUCGUUCUCCUCUGCACGUGGCUGUGGGACAGCCCGAAGUCUGUCGCCGAGUUCCUGAACGAGAGCAACAACCUGCAGACGCUCAUCGGCCCCAUCACGCAGAGCCAGGGCAUCGACCCGCUCGUUCAGGGCCUGUGUGCCUUCCUGCUCGGCGUGUGCUACGAGUUCAACCGGGAGCCGAACGACGUGACGCGCGCGACGCUGCACCCGAUCCUUCACUCGCGUAUCGGGCCCGACCAGUUCGUCUCCCGCAUGGCCCGGCUGCGCGAGGAUCCGCGUUUCCGCGCCGUCCAGCCGGAUACAUUCGAGGAGGGUGCCCAGCCGCCCGACGAGUCCGCCCCGGAACCCGAGACGGACGAGGACGUCGAGCUGUGGUUUGACUGGGCGUUUGUCGACUUCUGGAAGAACCACUAUUACACGAUCCAGCGAUCCAUCGCGAUCGAGCCGGACGCGGUGCGCGGCUCGCACCAGACGGACGGAAACGAGGACGUCAUCAUCUCGCUGCGCCAGCAGCUCAAGACCCAGACCGAGGACAACCUCAAGUACCAGGCUCGCCUGGCGACGAUCAAGGCGGACCACGCGAAGGAUCUUGAAAAGCUGCGCGAGGACCAGGAGAAGGAGGAGCUGCGCAAGGAGCUCGAGGUCCUGCGACACAUGCCCCCGCCCCCGAGUGCGCCGGACGGAAGCGCCGAGCUCGAGCAGCUCCGCGCGGACCUGACCAGUGCGAAGGCUCAGAUCGCGACGAAUCUCCAGGAAGCCGCCGCGCACGCCGAGACCAAGGCGCAGCUCGCCGCCCUCCGCGACGAGCUGGAGGAGGAGAAGAAGGCGCUGACGGAGGCCAAGGAGCGCGCCAACAAGGCCGAGAAGGCCGAGGCGGACGCCAAGGCUGCUGCCGAGGCUGCUACCUCCAAGCCCGAGUUGAAGGACGAGGGCAAGGACAAGGCGGACGCGACCGAGCUCGAGAAGGUCCAGAAUGAACUGAAGGAGCUGAAGGACAAGCUCGAGAAGGCCGAGGCGGCGCAGAAGAAGGCGGAGGCUGACGCCAAGUCUGCCUCCGAGGGCAAGUCCAAGGCGGAGGAGGAGGCGAAGAAGGCCGCCGAGGCUCAGAAGAAGGCCGAGGACGAGAAGAAGAAGGCGGAGGAGGCGCAGAAGGCCGCAGAGGAGGCGGCCAAGAAGGCCGACUCGGCCGGAGGAAAGGGCAAGAAGGGCAAGGGCGGCGCUGGCGGUGGCGGGGGAGGCAACGCCGAGCUCGAGGCCAAGGUCAAGAAGCUCGAGGAGGAGCUUUCUUCCGUCAAGACCGAGCUCGAGGACAAGGAGCGCGAGCACGAGGACCUGCUCGUGCUGCUUGACGAAUUAUCCCAGAAGCGCAAGAGCGACAAGGCCGCUAUGCGCGAGAAGGGCAUGGAUGUUUCCGAGGACGAGGACGACGAUGAGGACGACGAGUAG
Molecule: messenger RNA, 3087 nt
Organism: Trichosporon asahii var. asahii CBS 2479
Lineage: Eukaryota; Fungi; Basidiomycota; Tremellomycetes; Trichosporonales; Trichosporonaceae
Product: transporter
Exons: 3
Coding region: 1-3087 (1028 amino acids)
Biological process (GO): transcytosis; vesicle fusion with Golgi apparatus; intracellular protein transport
Cellular component (GO): Golgi stack; endoplasmic reticulum; Golgi membrane
Source: RefSeq, a predicted model, not a curated record